UUGGUUUCCGGCAGCGAAUGCUGAGCCCUGGCUAAUUCUGACAGGGUAGCGCAAGCUGGCGGUCCGGUGACGCUCAUGUCCUGCAGAAGUUUAAAGUUUGUAGUGCCCCGACGGGAAUGAACUUCUUUGACCUUUUCCGGGGCUUUUUCGGCUUUCGUGGACCUCGGAGCCACAGAGAUCCCUUUUUUGGAGGGAUGACUCGAGAUGAUGACGAUGAUGAUGACGAAGAAGAGGAAGACAGAGGCACGUGGAGUCGAGGGAGCUAUAGGUUUGAUGGUUCUCAGCCUCCGGAGGAAUUCGGUUUCAGCUUCAGCCCCGGAGGAGGCAUGCGAUUCCACGACAACUUUGGCUUUGAUGAUCUAGUACGAGAUUUCAAUAGCAUCUUCAGCGAGAUGGGGGCCUGGACCUUGCCUUCCCACUCCCCUGAGCUUCCAGGUCCUGAGUCAGAAACACCUGGUGAGAGACUGCGGGAAGGGCAGACGCUGCGGGACUCAAUGCUUAAGUACCCAGAUAGUCACCAACCCAAGAUCUUUGAGGGGGUCUUGGAGAGUCAUGCUAGACCUGAAUCCCCCAAACCAGCUCCAGAUUGGGGGUCUCAGGGACCUUUUCAUAGGUUGGAUGACAUAUGGCCUGUGACUCCCCAUUCUAGAGCCAGAGAGGACAAUGAUCUUGACUCCCAGGUUUCCCAGGAAGGUCUUGGUCCACUUCUUCAACCUCAACCCAAAUCCUAUUUCAAGAGCAUCUCUGUGACCAAGAUCACCAAGCCAGAUGGGGUAGUGGAGGAGCACCGCACUGUGGUGGACAGUGAGGGACGGAGAGAGACCACAGUGACCCAUCAAGAAGCACACAGCAGUUCCAGAAGUGAUCCAGUCUCUGAAGGUUCAUCAGCUCUGGAGGAUCCCUUUUCCCUCCUGGAUUUGCUCCUAGGACGUUGGUUUCGGUCCCGGUAGCUUUGUUUCAGAAGCCUUCAGGUCCUUUCCACUCCCUUCCCAUUGCCCAUUGCCAAUAAGCUUAGCUUUUUGUGUCAUCCUGAGGUUCUUGAGUGUGUGAAACAAUUCAUUGAGCUUAUGCCAGUCUGUCAUUCAUCCAAACUGACCAAUAAAGCCUUUAUUUAUGCUAAA
This is a messenger RNA of Peromyscus californicus insignis, 1121 nucleotides long. RefSeq names its product HCLS1 associated protein X-1 (gene Hax1). Bases 117 to 950 code for a protein of 277 amino acids. Lineage: Eukaryota; Metazoa; Chordata; Mammalia; Rodentia; Cricetidae. Gene Ontology annotation, biological process: regulation of actin filament polymerization; negative regulation of apoptotic process. The record is from RefSeq and is a predicted model, not a curated record. The transcript has 7 exons. Gene Ontology annotation, cellular component: mitochondrion; apical plasma membrane; actin cytoskeleton.